Syngnathoides biaculeatus (alligator pipefish) is the source of this 955-nucleotide messenger RNA. RefSeq names its product iodotyrosine deiodinase (gene iyd). Lineage: Eukaryota; Metazoa; Chordata; Actinopteri; Syngnathiformes; Syngnathidae. The transcript has 6 exons. The record is from RefSeq and is a predicted model, not a curated record. The coding region runs from base 101 to 955 and encodes 284 amino acids. Gene Ontology annotation, molecular function: oxidoreductase activity.
CAAGAUCCAUCAAUGCAUCCAUUUUCUGAGCCCCCCAUCCUCAGAAGGGUCCUGGGAGUAGUCGAGCCAAUCCCAGCUGUCAUCGGGUAGAAGACAGGUCAUGGCCGCCGUGUCCGUCCUCACGCCAAUUCUGGCGCUCGUGUUGUGCAUGGUGAUGGGCUUCCUGGCGGUGAGGAGGCGUCUAACCCAAGCCGACGCUGAAGCAAAACCUUGGGUGGACGAGGACCUGCAAGACAACACCGAGGCACAGGCAGGAGAUGAUGAUGAAGGUGAGUGGGUGGACAAGCAGGAAGACGUCGCGCAUGUGCCUUACUCGCCUCAGCGCCUUCCCGAGGACCAGAUGCUGCACAGAUCUCAGCACUUCUACGCGCUGAUGAACCAGCGCCGGUCCGUCCGCUUCAUCAGCCCGGAGGCCGUUCCGCUGGAGGUGAUCGAGAACGUCAUCCGCACCGGAGGUACAGGACCUAGCGGAGCACACACAGAACCAUGGACCUUUGUGGUGGUCUCCGACCCGGACACCAAGCAUCAGAUCCGACUGAUUGUCGAGGAAGAAGAGGAAGUCAACUACCGCCAGAGGAUGGGAGACAAGUGGGUCAGUGACUUGGAACCACUCCGGACAAACUGGAUCAAAGAGUACUUGGAUAUCGCGCCGUACCUCAUCCUCAUCUUCAAACAGACAUAUGGGAUCUUACCGGAUAAGAAAAAGAGGACACACUACUACAAUGAGAUUAGCGUGUCCAUAGCCUGUGGCAUCCUACUGGCAGCACUGCAGAAUGUGGGUCUGGUCACUGUAACGUCGACGCCCCUCAACUGCGGCCCGAAGCUCAGGCUGUUGCUCAAACGACCAGCCAAUGAAAAGCUGCUGAUGCUGCUUCCUGUUGGCUACCCUGCCAAGGAUGCUACCGUGCCUGAUCUCAAACGCAAACCAUUGCAGGACAUCAUGGUGCUCAUAUGA